UACAAAAAGCUUGUUCGCUCUUGUUUUGAAUUAAAUUAAUGCGAAAUACCUGAACAAUAAUCAACCGCCGUGUUUCUAAUUAACGUCAAAUAAACUCGCUUUCAGGCCAAAAACCCCAACCGGCCAGUCAGCUUCGUAGUUGUUGUUGUUGCUUUUUGAGUCAUUCCAUUCGCUCGUAUUACAAGUUUAUUAUUUUUUUGCGUACGUUUUGUGACUGAGCCGCGCUCAGUUGAGUUGAAAGCGUUAAACUGGCAGCACGUACAAUGUCCGCGGGUCGCGUCGUCGUCUAUGGAGGCAAGGGAGCAUUGGGCUCUGCUUGCGUUGAUCACUUUAAGUCCAAAAACUUUUGGGUCGGCAGCAUUGACUUGAGUGAAAACGACAAGGCCGAUGUCAGUGUUGUGGUGCCACGCGAUGCCAGUUGGGAGGAGCAGGAGAGCUCAGUGAUUGGCAAAGUGGCCGAAUCUCUGGCCGGCAACAAACUGGACGCUGUCAUCUGUGUGGCCGGCGGUUGGGCAGGUGGCAAUGCCAAGAAAGAUCUCGCCAAGAAUGCUGAUUUGAUGUGGCGCCAGAGCGUCUGGAGCUCGAGCAUUUCCGCUGCCUUGGCUGCACAGCAUCUCAAGGAUGGCGGUCUGUUGGCUUUGACGGGCGCCAAGCCAGCCUUGGAGGGCACACCUGGCAUGAUUGGCUACGGCAUGGCCAAGGCUGCAGUGCAUCAGUUGACACGCUCGCUGGCUGGCAAGGAUUCGGGUUUGCCCAACGAUGCGUUGGUUGUUUCCAUUUUGCCUGUCACACUGGAUACUCCCAUGAACCGCAAAUGGAUGCCCAAAGCGGACUUUGGCAGCUGGACACCGCUCACCGAGGUGGCGCAAUUGUUUAACAAGUGGACACUCAAUGAGGAGCGUCCCAAGUCCGGUGCAUUGCUGCAGUUGAUCACCAAGGAUGGCGUCACAGAGCUGAUAGCAGCCGAAUAGAUGAAACUAUAUACAUAAUGGCAAAUGGAAUACACACAUAUAAUAUACAUAUAUUAAUAAAUCGUUGCUUGCUUUAAUGCUUUA
Molecule: messenger RNA, 1055 nt
Organism: Drosophila sulfurigaster albostrigata
Lineage: Eukaryota; Metazoa; Arthropoda; Insecta; Diptera; Drosophilidae
Gene: Dhpr
Product: dihydropteridine reductase
Exons: 3
Coding region: 264-971 (235 amino acids)
Biological process (GO): tetrahydrobiopterin biosynthetic process; L-phenylalanine catabolic process
Cellular component (GO): cytoplasm
Molecular function (GO): NADH binding; NADPH binding; 6,7-dihydropteridine reductase activity
Source: RefSeq, a predicted model, not a curated record